AGUUGAUAAGGCUAAUACAAGAACCCAAAAGCCCCGUUAUGCAACAUAGAACUGAAGGAUUAGUGGGUUGCCCGGAGAUUCAGUCUGAGCUGAGAAAUUGAACGAAAGCUGGAACCUUUGUCUGAAAAAAUAUGCAGCAGGGCGGAGGAUCUGAAACAGUGGUGACUUGGGAGGAUCAGCAAAAUAUUAAUAAAUUUGGGAGAUUAAACAACCGUUUGCACGACCUUCUUGAUGAAAUUAAGAUUGCCAAGGAAUCGAAUGAGAAUCUGGAGGAUGCAGGCAAUGAAUUGAUUCUCACUGACGAGGAGGUGGUUCGUUUCCAAAUAGGAGAAGUUUUUGUUCAUGUCCCAAAGGAAGAAGUUGAGACAAGGAUAGAAGAGAUGAAAGAGGUGACUAGCAAAAACGUGCAAAAACUUGAGGAAGAGAAGGACUCGAUCCUUGCACAGAUGGCCGAGUUAAAGAAGAUUUUGUAUGGGAAAUUUGGUGAAUCCAUCAAUCUAGAGGAGGAUUAGUGUCGGUAUUCCAUUAGUUUUUACUGAUUUAGCAUGAUCGCCAACAGAAUCAUCCAUUGAUCUUUGAAUUGUCUGGAAAAAGAUCUAUUCCAUCAGGUUUCUGAUAUACUCCGUGGUUGCAACUGUAAGCAUCUGGGUGGUAUUUAACUGGCGCUCUUGUGUGUUAUAUUAUAUUUACAUUGAAUGCUUAUUUAAACUUAUGAAACUUUCAAAUGCUAGUGUGAAGUAAUGAUUUUUUGAUA
This is a messenger RNA of Mercurialis annua (annual mercury), 754 nucleotides long. RefSeq names its product probable prefoldin subunit 4. Gene Ontology annotation, cellular component: prefoldin complex; cytoplasm. The record is from RefSeq and is a predicted model, not a curated record. The transcript has 3 exons. The coding region runs from base 132 to 512 and encodes 126 amino acids. Lineage: Eukaryota; Viridiplantae; Streptophyta; Magnoliopsida; Malpighiales; Euphorbiaceae. Gene Ontology annotation, biological process: protein folding.